AUGGAGAAACUUGAUAAGACGAAGGUCAAGGUUCUUGAGAAGACUUCAAAUGACGAUAGUUCAGAAACCACUGGAACCAAUGCUGCAUCAACUGAGGCUCUCCGAGAAAUUCUUGAGCAGGUUCGCACAUUCUCGAAGCUAGAAGCACUGUUGCUGAAGAAAAAAUCAUUAAGAAAUGGUGAUUCCCUUCAACACCACAAUGAGAAAGUUGAUAAACUGAAAGUUCUGUCAGAAUCUUUACUCAAUUCUACCUCGAAAGAAGAAAAACGAAUAGUGGAUCAUAGGAGCCAGAAGGAAGAAGCUCUUAGCUACCGACUUUCCAAAACUGAUGAAGUCAGCCAGCGGGAAAAGGAUGUAGCUGCAGAAUUAAAAAACCUUGAGAUUAAGAAGGAAGAUCUUGAAGCUGAGCUGAAGAAGGUUAACACCUCAAUAACGUCUGCCCGGGCUCGCCUUCACAAUGCUAGAGAAGAAAGAGAGCAGUUCGAUAAUGCAAGUAAUGAAAUACUUAUGCACCUGAAGUCAAAGGAAGACGAGCUAACUCGCUCGAUAUGUUCGUGCCGAGUAGAGGCGGAUGUUGUAAAUAAGUGGAUCAAGUUUUUGGAAGAUACCUGGAUUAUCCAGUCUAAAUUUGCUCAACAAAAGGAAAUACAAGUGAGUGGGGAGAUGGAGAGAUAUGGUGACCAUUUCAUCGACCUGAUUGUUCAACUCCUCUCUUUCUAUAAGGAACAAUUGGAUCCUUCUAUACCCAAGAUCAGAGGACUGGUCGAACUGUUGGAACCAAGUAAAGGGUUAGAAUCAGAAAAAAAGACAGAAGAUAAGGAUACAAAGCCAAUCGAUUCAAGAAAAAAACUUGAGAAGGAGUAUCUGGAUCUCGAAGCUAAGUUUGUAACAACCUUAAGUGUGGUGGAUGCGAUGAAAAAGCCAUUCUAUUCGCAAACGGAAGGUAUCUCCAGGCAAGACGAUAAAAGAGUUAAAGAGCUAUUUGAGGCAUUAGACAAAACAAAAGAAGAGUUUGAGUCUAUCGAACGCCCGCUUCUAGAUAUUGAGUCUCCUUCAAGAACCUCUUCCUCUUCACGCUCUCCAUCCCUGAAAAUGAUACCCGAGGUUCCACUUUCUUUCACAGUCCAGAAAGAAUUUGAUGAUGUCGAAACUCCAGACAGUAGAAAAGGGUCUUCAGAGAAGGAAGACCCGGCAAAGAAACAGCUGGAGAUGGAACUGGACGAUGGAGAAGAGUCCUUGGCAGAUGAAAUCAAUGACUGGGAAUUCGAUGCUCUUGAUGACACUCACCUCAAAAACCAAUAG
Messenger RNA from Eruca vesicaria subsp. sativa (arugula), 1302 nucleotides. The record is from the annotation of a GenBank genome assembly. NCBI's taxonomy places the organism in Eukaryota, Viridiplantae, Streptophyta, Magnoliopsida, Brassicales, Brassicaceae.